Podarcis raffonei (Aeolian wall lizard) is the source of this 2029-nucleotide messenger RNA. It is a transcript of the gene CFAP206, whose product is annotated as cilia and flagella associated protein 206. NCBI's taxonomy places the organism in Eukaryota, Metazoa, Chordata, Lepidosauria, Squamata, Lacertidae. The record is from RefSeq and is a predicted model, not a curated record. The transcript is spliced from 13 exons. Gene Ontology annotation, cellular component: ciliary basal body; axoneme. Bases 117 to 1985 code for a protein of 622 amino acids. Gene Ontology annotation, biological process: regulation of flagellated sperm motility; sperm axoneme assembly; regulation of cilium beat frequency.
GAUGGCAGACCACAUCUUGUUAAAUUCCUUCAAGAGGGUCGCCAGUAUCCCCUUCCCCCAUCUGCUCAGGACUCUGGUGCGUUUCCUUGCUAUAGAGAACAAAGAAAUUACACAGAAUGACUCACUCUCAAGCUGAAAGUGUCAUAAAGAAUAUCAUCCGUGAAAUAGGACAAGAAUGUGCCAUGAAAGGUCAAACCGUAUCAGAAACUCUGGUGGCAUUCAUGGUGAAAGCUGUUGUAUUGGAUCCAAGGAAUGGAUUUAAUGUGGACAGGACCCUUACAAAGGCUGAUGUGCAAAAACUUAUUAAGCUUUCCAUUGAAAGACUGCUUGACACAAGCAAUCCAUCCCUGGACACUAUUAAGAUGCAAGUUUAUUUUGAUAUGAACUAUAUCAGUCGAGUUGAGUUAAUCAAGGAACAGCAUCGUGUUUUGGAUUCUCGCCUUGCUCCAGUGGGCAGAGAAAUUACAGAUAGCCGUGCUCGUACCAGAGAGGAAUUGGAAAGUGUUUAUCGAAAAAUUGUCAGCUAUGUCCUGCUGCGCUCUGGCCUUGGAUCCCCUACAGACAUCAAGGUCAUUAGAGAGGCAACUGCUGCCCUGCAGAGUGUCUUCCCUCAAACAGAACUUGCUGCUUUCCUCUCCCUUUCAAAGAAGGAGAAAGAGAGGCAGUUGAAGGAGCUCACCAUGAUUGUCACAGGAAUUCGGCUAUUCAACAAGGAGUGUGGGAAGGGAGGAGAAGGCAUUGAUGAGUUACCAGCUAUUCUGAAUGAAGCUAUCCCAGCAGCCAACCACCAUAUAGAAAUAGAACUGCAAGCUUCCAAGGAUUUGGCGUACCAAUACACAGCCUUGAUUGAAAUGAUGCACCUGAGUCAAAAUGCUGAGAUAGAACUUAAAACGACAAUGUUAAAAGAAGUCCUGUACAACGUGAGACAACACGAGGCUUUCCUCUGCAUCAUUCUGUCUGAUGUGAUCACAUGUGCACAAGAAGUUGAUAUGAUGCAGAAGCAGUUUGCAGCACAGAUGGAGCACUUAAAAAGUAUUGUUCAGGCAAAGACAGCAGUGCCUACGUCUCUGGUUUAUCCUAUAUUUAUUGCACUUUCUAACCUUUGGACCAGUUUUCAAGACGAGAUCCUGGUGCUGAGUUUCCUCAAUAACUUGACUAUCAAUCUCCAGCAGUUCCUAGGAGCCCACUCAGUGAUUUUUCCAGAAGAUGUGAUGGAAUCUCUUCUUGAAGAUAUUAUUGUAAAAACUGACGAAGAAAGGUUAAAAGAAAGUGCUGAUAGCAAAGUAAAUCCUGCUGACUUUACCGUAGAAGAGUGGCUCGUCCCAGAAACCACCAUUAAUUUCAGCCAAGUGCAAAUUCAGUACCAUGGGUUUUGUGCUUACACUUUUGCCGUGAAAGAUGGUCUUCUUAUCCCAGCGAACCUUGCUGUUGGAAUCCUGAAGUUUCGGGAGAAAUACUAUGCCUUUAGUUCCAAGGAAGCGGCAUAUAAUUUUGCCAAGAAUCCAGAGAAAUGCGUUAAGAUGAUUGCAGAAAAAGCAAAGGAAUCUGCAGAGCUUAUUCAGCUGCUUGAACUUCAUCAGCAAUUUGAAUCCCUUGCCCCUUAUUCUCAGAUCAGAGCCAAAGACAAGAAGAGUAUGAAACCCAUCACAAAAUGUGACACCAGUACUCAGACGGAUGUCCAUAUUUUGCCACCAAAUAUUGUGAAGAACUAUGAGUGGAAUGAAUGGGAACUGAGAAGAAAAGCCAUCAAACUGGCAAACUUGCGUCAAAAGCUAACUCACUCAGUGCAGACCAAUCUAAGUCACAUGAGAAGAGACAACUGCAGCCAGGUGUACCCACUGAAGGAUAAUGGCACACAGACCAAGCGUGAAAGCAAUACUAAUGUACCCAAACCUCAGAUUUUCCUGGCUGGUCUCCGUGGAGGAACACCUCCAACUACCCACAUGAUCAAAAUCAACUUAACAAGAGCAGUUGAUGAAACAUAAAUGACAAGUCCUUCAAUAAAUGAACUUUAAAAACAAAAAACAAA